Messenger RNA from Thalassophryne amazonica, 2038 nucleotides. RefSeq names its product adenosine A2a receptor a (gene adora2aa). Gene Ontology annotation, cellular component: membrane. The coding region runs from base 431 to 1522 and encodes 363 amino acids. Gene Ontology annotation, biological process: adenylate cyclase-activating G protein-coupled receptor signaling pathway; G protein-coupled adenosine receptor signaling pathway. The transcript is spliced from 2 exons. Gene Ontology annotation, molecular function: G protein-coupled adenosine receptor activity. The record is from RefSeq and is a predicted model, not a curated record. NCBI's taxonomy places the organism in Eukaryota, Metazoa, Chordata, Actinopteri, Batrachoidiformes, Batrachoididae.
AACCACACACACACCGGAUUUCACUCUCGUCAUGCAUCUUAAGUUUAUCUGCUGCUAUUUUCAAACUUCCUUCGUCGUAAAUGCACUUCCUCUUUUGCAGCAGUGCGCCUCUUCAUCAGCAGCGGCAGGAACGCUUCGGUGAUGCAAGCUGCUGCUGGAAUCCUGUCGGCCUCUGGAGGAGUUCAUGGGAAGCAGAGUGCAGUGUGAAGCUCUGAGGGGAAGGUCCAGGGGGCAGCUCCAGAGAGGCGAAUGGAAGCAGCAGUCACGCCUGGAACCCUCUGACAGCGGCUCCCAGCUGUGUCAACCUGUUCCUGCUUUCAGACAGAUGCUCCUGGAGGUAUGGUGGUGGGGAGGGUUGGCAGGCUGCAGCGAUGGUUGUUGAGGCAAGGCCUCCUGCCUCUCCGUCAGUGACCUCUCCAUUUGUGUCGCCAUGCACGACGACCCCGUUGCCUCUGCCUACAUCAUCCUGGAGUUACUGAUCGCCGCGUUCUCCGUCCUGGGCAAUGUGCUGGUCUGCUGGGCCGUGGGCCUCAACACCAACCUGCAGACCAUCACCAACUUCUUCGUGGUGUCUCUGGCAGUGGCCGACAUUGCAGUGGGCGUCCUGGCCAUUCCCUUCGCCGUUGUUAUCAGCAUUGGAUUCUGCUCCAAUUUCUACGGCUGUUUGUUCAUGGCCUGCUUCGUGCUGAUUCUCACCCAGAGCUCCAUCUUCAGCCUGCUGGCCAUCGCCAUCGACCGGUACAUCGCCAUCAAGCUACCUCUUAGGUACAACAGCCUGGUGACAGGCCAGCGGGCUCGAUGUAUCAUCGCCAUCUGCUGGGUUUUAUCCAUCUUCAUUGGCAUGAUACCCAUGAUGGGUUGGCACAAGCUGCCGCCAAACUCCAACACCACCAUCUGCCCUCCUGGCCUGAUGGAGUGCCUGUUUGAAGAGGUAGUAAACAUGCAGUACAUGGUCUACUUUAACUUUUUUGCCUGUGUGCUGAUCCCCCUGCUGCUAAUGUUGGGCAUCUACCUGUGCAUCUUCAUGGCGGCUCGCCACCAGCUCAGGCUGAUAGAACUGAAAGCAGUUUCCGGCGAGAAGUCGCGAUCCACGCUGCAGAAGGAGAUUCAUGCUGCCAAGUCUCUGGCCAUCAUCGUGGGUCUGUUUGCCGUCUGCUGGCUGCCCCUACACAUCAUCAACUCCUUCACCCUCUUCUGCCCUCAGUGUGAUCGUGCACCGGUGUUGAUCAUGAACGUGGCCAUUAUCCUCUCUCAUGCCAACUCUGUGAUCAACCCCUUCAUCUACGCCUACCGCAUCGAGGAGUUCAGAUGCACCUUCCAUAAGAUUAUCCGACUUCAUAUCUUGGGCCGGCGGGAGGUUUUGGAGAACGGCAGCAGCAAGCGUAGCUCCAUUCGCAACAGCACGAACGACUCCAACAGAAACCAAGUAGACGGCCUGACCUUUGGCCUCUUGACUGAGAGAGCAGCAUCAGCAGCAGCAGCCGCCGCCGUGAAAUCACCUCCUGCUGCCCUGCUCAUGUGACACCUCUAGAGAGCAGUCUGGUUGCGGUACACCAUCAUUCUUCAUCCGUCUGCGUCUUCCUUUGACUUAAGGCAGGCUUGUGUCCAACCCAACCCUCACAGAGGCACAGAGCACUGUCCACCAAGCAGAACUGGUGGUGCUGCACAAGCCACAUCAUUCAAUGACAGCCAGAGGACAAAGCCAAAAACACAGGUCAAAGGUCAAAGUCCCACCCUAUGAGUCUGCUGGUUUAUGCUCCAGUACAGGCAAAGUUAUGUGUUACAGAUUCUUGGAGACAAGAAAAGACAUGAGUGGUUAAAUAUGUGUUUCAGUGAUUCCACAGUCCUGAUGACCUUAAUAGCAGUGUUGUGUUGGGGGUGGGGGUAAGGUGGUUCACCACAUUUGUUUCGUUUGCAUUUUGGUGAUGAUUUGGAUCCAAAUAUGGGUGUAGGAAUUAAUUUGCUCUUACAAGCAAACUGGCAAAAAGCUUGUCAUUAAAGCUACAGUGUGUAGGUUUUAGUGCCAUCUACUGGUGAG